AUGCGUGCCAAUCAAUCGAUAUACGUGCUCAUCAAUUUCUGGCUUCUUGUUUCAUCGAACACGAGCGUUCUGAAUUUCGGCAAAGUCCACAAAUCUUGCGUUCAAUUGAAUGGAACUGACGGAUGCGAAUGUAUCGGAAAAUUUCAGCCGGAAUGCUGCUGUAUGGGCAAUUCGGUUGAACAUCUUCCAACUACAAUCUCACCUAAUAUGGUUUUCUUCUAUAUGUACAACACAAGCAUUCCUGAGGUCACAUCAAACUUCUUCGCAAAUUAUACAAGACUCAAAGAGAUAGAAAUCGAAGGAUCGGAACACUUGCAACACUUCGACGCUUCAUCUUUGUCUUCUUUGCGAAAUUUGAGAAAAGUAUCCGUCACAAAAUGCCCAAAUUUGAUAGAAAUAUCUGGAAAAUUGCUCGUCAACAACACCAAAAUACAGAAUUUAAUUUUGCGUAACAAUGGAAUUAAAACGAUGCCAUCUUUGAGAAUGACCGAUAGCCAUCAGAUUACACUGGACAGAAUUGAUUUAUCCAACAAUCAAAUCAAAUUUAUCAGUGAUUCAAAAAUAAGAAAUGUUCGUGCAAGAGCAUUCUAUUUGAACAACAAUAAUUUGAUUGAAAUUUCGGGAUAUGCGUUCACAGAGAGUCGAUUUGUGAGAUUAAUUCUUCGAGAUAAUCCCCAUCUUUCCACAAUAUCAAUUGACGCUUUCAAAAACAUGGGCGGACUUCGCGAACUCGAUUUAUCAAGAACUUCAAUCACAGUUUUGCCUAUAAAUGGAUUGAAAAACUUGAAAACUCUGAAACUCACUGAAGUACCAACACUGCGCAGGCUACCAUCAGUUUUGAGCUUCACUAAUUUGGAAACCGCUCAUUUCACCUACCCACACCAUUGCUGUUUGUUCAAAUAUGUCGACGAUGUUACAAUGAUGGAACACGGAAAAUAUCAAAAAAAUGCUAAAGAAAUUCAUAAACGAAUUUGCAACGAGAAAAAAGAAACAAAGAGUGCAAUGAGCAGAAAUAAGCGUCAAACACCUGAUCAACAAGCAUUUUUCGAUCAGCUUCUGAAAGAUUGGUUCGAAAAUGAUAAUGGCACAUACGGUGGUGAUGAUUCGAUUGAUGAUGGAGAGCUACCUCCUUUCACUCAAAUAGGAGCACAACCAUGCUAUUCUGUAAUCGAGGAAGUUCAGAACUAUUACAGUAACAUCACAUGCUAUCCACAACCCGACUCGCUGAAUCCUUGCGAGAAUAUUGUUGGUUAUCCGCUUCUCCGAAUUGCCAUUUGGGUGGUGUGCCUCUCUGCAAUCGUCGGCAACAUUAUUGUAUGGGUUACAUUGGCUGUUGCGUAUGAAAAACGAAUGAAAGUCCAUUACUUGUAUAUGGCAAACAUGUCGAUCGCUGAUAUGAUCACUGGCGUCUAUCUUGCUGUUCUCGCGAUUUCUGAUGCCAAGAUGUCUGACGAAUACUAUCGUCAUGCCGUGUGGUGGCAAACCGGUUGGGGGUGUCGAUCCGCCGGAUUUCUGGCUGUGUUCGCCUCCGAACUUGGAAUCAUUUCAAUGUUUCUGAUCGCUUUUGAAAUGUCCUACAACACGAGGCAAUCAUUUCGCGGUCGACGACUUGGUGCAACAACUGGCGGAUUAUUGAUGAUUGGUGGUUGGAUAUUCGCAACAAUUAUGGGCAUUCUUCCAUGGUUUGGAGCAUCGUCAUAUUCGGAAAGCAGUGUGUGUCUACCUCUCAGAGCCGCAUCCAUUUUUGACAAGGCAUAUCUCAUAUUUGGAUUAACAUUCAAUUGUCUCGCGUUCGUCGCCAUGGCGGUUUCUUACGGCUUCAUCGUCAAAAUGUUGAAAGAAAACGAAACGAGAGACGAAGACAAAGCGCUUAUUAAGAAGAUGGUCCUUCUGGUAGUCACUGAUUUGAUAUGUUGGUUCCCGACGUUGUUCUUCGGAUUCACGGCGGCUAUCGGCUAUCCACUCAUCUCAUUGAGCAACGCGAAAUUCGUGCUUGUUUUCUUCUUCCCAAUCAAUGCAUUUGCCAAUCCGUUCCUUUACGUCUUCUUCACAAAAGUGAUCCAGAAUCGUGUGCGAACUAAAACGCUGCCGGUUAUUCGACGAAUUACACCAAGAUGCAACAACAGCCUCUCGAACUUCUACAAUUCGCAGCCACCUUGUUCCCGACGACGUAGUGGUGACGAUCCAUCGAAUCGCGCUCAUCUUGCAGUAACUCAGACAACUUCUUUGAAUAGUACGCCAAGAGGAUCAAAUUGUUCGAGAGCAAGUGAUGCUCUGUUAUUCGAAGUGGAACCAAGAAAUAUUACAACACCGCGCGUUUCCUUCGAUAUUCCAAUUUCUCCAACCACACCACGUUCGGAUCGAAGAAAGCAAAUUACUCUACUUCGACGAUUUGUUUCCGCCAUUCCCGAGGUAUCCGAUUUGUCGGAGCAUUCCAGCGAAAGCCAUCAUGAGCAUAUUCCGAAGCCUCGAAAACGUCUUCAAAACUCGCUGAAUCGAAUUUUGGCGCUUGGAAAUCGCACCGAUCGUUGUGGAGGCGAUUCUGGAAGAGGAAGUUUAGCUUCAUCUGCAGAUAGGGAAUUCGAAAGAGCGUCAUUAAACAGCGCCGACAGUCGUUUAUCCGAGCAGAUGGAGCCAAGAAAGUUGAUAUUUCCACCAGAUCGUACGAUUGAUAGAAGGAAAUCAACACCGGCAAUUCCUUUAUUAGUAGUUUCUGAAGCGCCUUGA
Caenorhabditis bovis is the source of this 2727-nucleotide messenger RNA. Lineage: Eukaryota; Metazoa; Nematoda; Chromadorea; Rhabditida; Rhabditidae. The record is from the annotation of a GenBank genome assembly.